Fusarium subglutinans is the source of this 1731-nucleotide messenger RNA. Its product is annotated as acyl transferase carnitine dehydratase. The transcript has a single exon. The coding region runs from base 1 to 1731 and encodes 576 amino acids. The record is from RefSeq and is a predicted model, not a curated record. Gene Ontology annotation, molecular function: catalytic activity. NCBI's taxonomy places the organism in Eukaryota, Fungi, Ascomycota, Sordariomycetes, Hypocreales, Nectriaceae.
AUGUCUCAGGAACCCAGAAUCCGUGAUGUAUACGGUCCCGGUACUCAUACCGACCGCAAAUUCGUCCCCGUUCCUCAAGACACAACACGCAUCUUCCGUCUCAUCGCCUCUCAAACUCUAGGCUUCACCCAAGAUGAAUCCAUCCUUUCGAAAGUCAGAUUCACCGGCGAUGAGUCGCCAGUCAUCUCCGGUCCUAUCAAGGCUGUCUCAGUAGCUGCCGCUCUCCACGCCAUGGCUGGUGUAGUAGCUGAUGAGAUCCUUAUUCUUCGAGGUGUCGAGGACAAGGAGCGAAAAGUAACUGUCAAUACUACCCACGUCGGACUUUGGUUUGGCAACAUCGCUACUGCAUACGUUGAUGGCAAGGAUGUCCUUACAUUGGCCGAGUCUGGAGAGUUGAGAAAGCUGUUGCCAGAUUGGGAACGAGGAUGGGUUGAUACACCUCUCAAAUUCCGCACCACAGGGCUUUAUCCUACCUCUGAUCCCGAUGUUUGGUAUUCACUCCAUGGCUCCAUGAAUGCAGAGCCAGUUCUGAAGUCCAUCGGCGUGAACCCAUCUGAUGCCAUUGCCUCCAACGAAGAAGCAGCCGCGCAUAUCGCCAAGUUCACCAGAAAGAUCUCACCUGAGAAGCUUGAGUUUACCAACCUUGUCAACGGCAAUUGCGGUAGUAUUUGCUUCACACCUAAGCAAUGGAAUGAAAGCGAGAUGGGCAAGUCCCUCGCUGCUCAUCCCCUCAUCAACGUCAAGGCUCAACCUCAAGCUAUUCCUACACCUCCCGUUGCCUUCCCUGCUAUUGAUCCAGCCGAUAAGCGCCCGUUGGUGGGUAUCAAGGUCGUUGAGAUGACUCGUGUGAUCGCUGGCCCUCAGAUCGGCACGAUUCUUUCCAGCUUCGGCGCUGAUGUUAUUCGGGUCAAUCCCCCUCACCUGCCUGAUAUCAACAUUAUGCAACUCACUCUCAACGCUGGAAAGCGCACCAUCGCUAUUGAUCUGCGGAAGCCUGAGGAUGCAGCUAUCAUCAAGUCUCUUAUUGCCGAUGCAGAUGUAUUCAUCCAAGGCUUCCGUAUGAAUAAGAUGCCCAAGUUUGGCCUAGGAUUGAACGACAUCCUUAAGAUGGCUGGAGAACGAGGUCGUGGUAUUGUUCACGUCUCGGAGAACUGCUAUGGACCUGAUGGCCAUUAUGCUGAGAGGCCCGGUUGGCAACAAAUCGCUGAUGCGGCUGCUGGAUCAGCAUAUGUCACUGGCCGUUCUCUUAGCUUGCCCAACAACGAAGCUGUUCUACCUUCACUACCGAUUAGCGACAUGACCACAGGCGCCCUUGGCGCAGUAGGUACUCUUCUUGCGCUUCGCGAUCGCGCCAUCAAGGGCGGAAGCUACUCCGUUCACGCAUCCCUCGUCGCAGUCAACGCGUUCGCUCUUCGACCUGAUGUCGGCCUCUACUCACCCGAAACAGUUGCCGAGUGUGCUAAGCGUUUCCAGUGGGCCGAGAUGAGAGGAUCACAUCAUGUUCUUGAUCUUUUGAUGACGGUUUGGGAUGGUUGGAAAAGAGUUCUUGGUAAAGAGUUGGCAGAAGAUGGUGGAUGGUACCAGAGUUUUGAGACAAGCGCUUUUGAUGGAAAGAAGUUGAGUAUCUUGAAGCCUGUUGUUACCUUGAGCGAUGACGAGGUCACACCGCGAUGGAUGACGCCUAGUGUUCCUUAUGCUUAUGAAAAGGCUGAGGGCACCAAGUUUCAGUAA